AUGUCUUCCACAGUAACCACAAGUGAUACAUCCGUUCCUCUGUCGUUGUUUCCCGACGGUCUAAAGACCUCUGGGCAGCACGAACCAGACUGGUCACUCCUCCGUCCAUACGAGGACUUCCCCGAGCAAAUGACUGGUCCGACUGUUUGGGAUGCUUCCGAGUAUCGAGACAGCCCCGAGCAUUGGACGCAUUCCUUCACAGAGGAGGAAAACGCCGAGAUUGGUGCGGCGGCGGAUGCCUUCAUUGCUUCGGGUACGCCCUUGACCGGGAUCACCAAGGCUCUAUUUCCCCUUCCCGUUCUUUCGGCCAGAAUGGAUGCGCUGCGCGGGGACUUGCUCAAUGGCAAGGGUUUCUUCCGGUUCAGGAACUUGCCUGUCAGGCAGUGGGGUCUGCACAAGUCUGCUGUUGCUUACAUGGGCCUUGGCACGUACCUGGGGUACUUUGUCAGUCAGAACGGGCGCGGCCAUGUACUUGGUCAUGUCAAGGAUUUGGGAGAGGACCCUACGCAGACAUUCAAGGUCCGAAUCUACCGAACGAAUGCCAGGCAAUUCUUCCACACGGAUGCCGGAGAUAUGGUUGGUCUGUUAUGCAUUGCCAAGUCACUCUCUGGUGGUGAAUCGGACAUUGCCUCCACGCACAACGUCUACAACAAGCUGCAGCGUGAGCACCCAGAUGUUGUGAGAACAUUGGCUGAGCCGAAUUGGUAUCUCGACCGGAAGGGGGAGGUAUCUGAAGGGCAGUUGCCGUGGUAUCGGGGCGCGGUGUUCUGGCUCGAAACUGGUCCGAACCCAAGAGUAUACGGCAAGUUCGACCCCAACAAUGCGACGUCGCUAGCUCGAUUCAACUCUGGCCCUGAUGCCAAGAUCCCUCCUCUGUCGGACAAGCAGAAGUACGCCAUUGAGGUGUUGGAGCGGACGUGCAAGGAGUUAUCCCUGCAUAUGAUUCUCGAGCCGGGCGACAUCCAGUUCUUGCACAAUCCCCACAUCUUCCAUGCGCGCACUGCAUACACCGACUACCCUCCUGGAUCCCUUGACGAGGACGGAAAUCCACGACCCCAAAGACACCUCAUGAGGUUAUGGUUGGGAGUACCACAAAGCGAGGGAGGCUGGAGAAUUCCAUUUGCCGAUGCCGACAACAAGAAGAGAGGCGGCAUUCAAACAGGCGAUCAACCGCCAAAAUGUCCUAUUGAUGCAGAAUGA
Molecule: messenger RNA, 1200 nt
Organism: Aspergillus mulundensis
Lineage: Eukaryota; Fungi; Ascomycota; Eurotiomycetes; Eurotiales; Aspergillaceae
Product: TauD/TfdA family dioxygenase
Exons: 2
Coding region: 1-1200 (399 amino acids)
Molecular function (GO): oxidoreductase activity
Source: RefSeq, a predicted model, not a curated record